This is a messenger RNA of Rosa rugosa (rugosa rose), 1285 nucleotides long. Its product is annotated as aquaporin NIP1-1-like. Gene Ontology annotation, molecular function: channel activity. The record is from RefSeq and is a predicted model, not a curated record. The transcript has 5 exons. Lineage: Eukaryota; Viridiplantae; Streptophyta; Magnoliopsida; Rosales; Rosaceae. Gene Ontology annotation, biological process: transmembrane transport. Gene Ontology annotation, cellular component: membrane. Bases 205 to 1020 code for a protein of 271 amino acids.
CUGUCCAACAGGUCAACAUCUCUUUCCCUCCUCUCUCUCUCUCCACUGUCCCUGGACCGAUUUGCACUCCAUAAAUUGGAGUUGUCCUCCUGAGUUUUUUCUCACUUCAGAAUUUGAGAAAAACAAGCACAAGCAAUUCUCUCCUUCUGAGUCGCUUUGUUCUCUCUCUUUCUUUCUCCUCAGCUGUUUUAGUACUCUGAAGCCAUGGCCGAGAAUCAUGCAAGUAACGGAAACCAUGCUGUCAAUGUUGAAGAUGGCAGACCUUCCUCCAAAACAAACCAAGAAUCAAGCGGUAGCUUUCUCUGUGUACCCUUUAUGCAGAAGGUCAUUGCUGAGGUGUUGGGGACAUAUUUCUUGAUAUUUGCUGGUUGUGGGGCUGUGGUGGUGAAUAUUGACACUGACAAGACGGUGUCGUUUCCGGGGAUUGCAAUUGUUUGGGGACUGGUUGUGAUGGUCAUGAUUUACUCUGUGGGUCACAUCUCCGGUGCCCAUUUCAACCCUGCUGUCACAAUUGCUUUUGCUACUACUAGGAGGUUUCCAUGGAAACAGGUACCCCCUUAUAUUAUUGCUCAAGUCCUUGGAUCAACGCUCGCAAGUGGUACCCUCAGGCUCAUAUUUAACCACCAUCAAGACCACUUUGCAGGAACAAGUCCCAGUGGAUCUCUAUUGCAGACUUUCGUGAUUGAGUUCAUCAUCACAUUUUACCUCAUGUUUGUUGUUUCUGGUGUGGCCACUGAUAACAGAGCGAUUGGAGAGCUGGCAGGGAUUGCCAUUGGCUCCACGGUUCUUCUGAACGUGAUGUUUGCAGGUCCAAUUACAGGAGCAUCAAUGAACCCAGCAAGAAGCUUAGGGCCUGUAAUUGUCUCAGGCCAUUACAAAAACCUGUGGAUUUACCUAGUGGCACCAACUCUUGGAGCUGUAUGUGGUGCCCUGGUCUACAAUGUUAUCCGAUUUACGGAUAAGCCACUGCGAGAGCUCACCAAGACUGGAUCUUUCUUGAAAGGCUCAGACCGCACCUAAUUGAGGAAGAUAGAAGAAGAGGGAUUUGUUAUAGAAGAGAGGUAAAGACUAGAGACCUUUACCCUUUUGUUUCUCUUCUCCAAAAGUGUGGUAAUUAGGCUAGAAAAGGGAAAGUUGAAUUCCCAUGUUUGAAUGUUACCAUAUUUGUAAUUUUAUUCUUAUCCACAUAGUUUGGGAAAUCAAAGUGUGUUUUCUUGUUUUUUUUUUUUUUCAACUAGUGUGUUUUCUUGUUGGAAUGGAAAGUAUGUUUUCAUGUUUCUUAUCA